UUAAAAAAAAAACACAGACAAGAAGAAAAACUACUGAAAAAGAACCCACCCCUCCAGUCCCAGUGAUGAUAAAUUCAAACUAAUAAAAAACAAAUACACAUGGAAGAAUUCUAGUGAGAGAAAAGUUGGUGGUGGGGUGAGAGAGAUAAAGUCAAAAAAAAAAAAAAAAAAAAAAAAAAAAAAAAAAGUUAGAUGAAAAAGUGGAGUGAAGAAGGAGGUGGGGGCAACAAGAAGGAGCCACCACCAAAAAAGCAGCAAAAUUUAGGGGAAAAGUUGAAGAAAAUAGCAGGAAAAAGAGGUGGACAAUUCACUCCUGUUUUGCCUUUCCUUCUUCAUACUACUACCACAACAGGUGAGGCGCAAGAUAGCAGCAAGGGUGGUGGUGUGCAAGAUAGCAACUUGGUGGAGAACCCUGAAUCUUUUUUGCCUUGUGGUGUUUCUGCAAGAAAGCUAGGUGCCACUGUGUGGGAGCUUUACCACUACAAUUUCCCUUUUGCUAAAAUGCACAACGGUGGUGGUACUGGUAGCCGGAGGAACCACAGGUAUCUGCAGCAGCUUAACCGUCACCACCAUCAUCACCACCGGCAGCAUCUUCUUGAAGACAACCCUGAUCCUUUACCUGAACUGGGGAGUGCUAGUAGUUUGAGAAGACAUGUAGCAGCUUCACUGAUGCAACAUCAGCAGGCGAUUCAGAGGAACCAUAACGCUGUACGAGCGGUCUCGCCUGCAAGUUAUGGUAGUAGUUCCAUGGAGGUAGCACCUUACAACCCUGCCGUUACUCCUACGAGUUCUAUCGAGUUUAGAGGAGGAAACGGUGAGACGGGCUAUAGUCUCAAAACAUCAACCGAGCUACUCAAAGUUUUGAACAGAAUCUGGAGCCUCGAAGAAUUACACGCAGCUAACAUAACCCUGGUUCGGGAUUUGAAACGCGAACUAGAACUGGCCCGUUCAAAGAUCAAAGAACUGGCCCGUGACCGCCACGAGAUGGAACACUUGAUGAAGCAACUAACCGAAGAUAAACAAGGUCAUGCCACUGCCGCUAUUCAAUCUGUCCGGGACGAGCUUGAAGACGAAAGGAAAUUACGAAAACGGUCAGAGACACUUCACCGGAAACUGGCCCGGGAGCUUUACGAGACGAAAACGACCCUCGUGAAUGCUAUAAAAGACUUGGAAAAAGAGAGGAGAUCGAGGGUACUUUUGGAAGAUCUAUGUGACGAGUUUGCAUGGGGGAUAAAAAACUAUGAACACGAAUUGCACUCGUUGAAGCAUGUAAAUCCCGAUAAAGGUAACGGUUCAAGCUAUAGAUCGACCCGAGAUGGAAUGAUUCUUCAUAUAUCAGAAUCUUGGCUAGACGAACGAAUGCAAAUGAAACAAGACACGGCAUCAACAAAGGAAUCCGUAGUUGAAAAGUUAAGCUCGGAACUCGAGGCUUUUCUUGAAGCGAAACGAAAGGGUAUGCAAAAAGUCGGGUCGGGCUCAAGGUCAGUGGUGGGACCCGCAGCUCGAAGACGGCAUUCUCUCGAGUCCAUCCCUAUGAAUUUGGCUACUAGUGCUCCUCCCGACGACGGUGAUGACGACGACGACAAUGUUUCUUCCGCUGGCGGUGAUUCGCCUUGUUUCGAGCUAGAUAAACAUAAACCCGUGGCACAUGGCAAUGACGAUAACGUAAGUCCGACAACGAAGCCGGACAAUGGUAAGAAAAAGCUAGCGCGUGACCCCUCUAGUUUGCAGGUGAAGUUCGAAGAACAAAUGGCUAAGGCGAUAUUAGGUCAAGAGCAGGGUAAAAUGAAAGCGAGAGAAGAAAACCACACGGAAAUAACGGAAGAAAACGUCGGUUUAAACUCGAAGUAUUUGGAUAGUUUACUCAAAAACCAUCAUUUACAAUCGGGAAAUGAAUUCGACGAAUCCGCUAAUAAACAAGUGUGGAAAAGUCAUCCAAGUCCGGUUCGAGCAUGGACCACAAAGCUACCGAUUGAAGAUCUCAAGAUUUCCGAGUCAUCAUCAAAAGUCAAGCCCGAGUCAAAGGAGCAAACUAGCUUAAAGUCAAAGCUACUCGAAGCAAGAACGAGGGGCCAUAGAUUGGUAUCGCGUGUAAAAAAGUAACAAGGUCUUGUACUCUUGUUCUUAGCUUCACAUUUUAUCGGUUUUCUGUGUGCAUAGGUUGCAUGUUAUCGUACCAUGUCUUUCGAGUUUCAAUACGUACAUCUCUUGUAUCGGUUUUACACGGGCUUUUAAAUUAUCAAAAAUAUGCAUAAUAUUCCUUACAA
Messenger RNA from Helianthus annuus (common sunflower), 2267 nucleotides. RefSeq lists its product as uncharacterized. Bases 193 to 2103 code for a protein of 636 amino acids. The record is from RefSeq and is a predicted model, not a curated record. The transcript is spliced from 3 exons. NCBI's taxonomy places the organism in Eukaryota, Viridiplantae, Streptophyta, Magnoliopsida, Asterales, Asteraceae.